This is a messenger RNA of Triticum urartu, 1512 nucleotides long. RefSeq names its product protein ECERIFERUM 26-like. NCBI's taxonomy places the organism in Eukaryota, Viridiplantae, Streptophyta, Magnoliopsida, Poales, Poaceae. The record is from RefSeq and is a predicted model, not a curated record. Gene Ontology annotation, molecular function: acyltransferase activity, transferring groups other than amino-acyl groups.
GGGGCACCAGCAGUACACGCGUCCCACGGGCCGAAACCGUUCACGAAAUACGCCAAAGAACUUGCAAACGGCAUGGGUUCGGAGGCAGCAGCAGCGGCGGUGCACGGGCACCAGUUGUCGACGGUGGUGCCGAGCUCGGUGACGGAGGUGGGCAGCUACGAGCUGGCGGAGGCGGACCUGGCGUUCCGGCUGCACUACCUACGCGGGGUGUACUACUACUCCGCGGGGGUCACCACCAUGGUGCUCAAGGAGCCCAUGUUCGCCUGGCUCGACGCGUACUACCCUUUGGCCGGCCGCGUCCGCCGCCCCGCCGACGAAGCCGACGCCUCGCGCCGCCCAUACGUCAAGUGCAACGACUGUGGCAUCCGCGUCGUAGAGGCCCAGUGCGACCGCGCGCUCGACGACUUGCUCCGCGACGACGCCGUCGAUCGCGUGAAGCAGCUUUGCUACCACGACGUGCUCGGCCCGGAGCUCUCCUUCUCCCCGCUGCUCUUCGUCCAGGUCACCAACUUCAAAUGUGGAGGGAUGGCGCUGGGGUUCAGCUGGGCGCACCUCAUGGGCGACGUGGCGUCGGCGACGACCUGCUUCAACCGCUGGGCACAGAUACUCGGCGGCGAGAAGCCAGUCGCCGUCACCAUGAGCCCCAUGAAGGAGCCGCGAGAGAGAAACCGUGCGCCUGCCGCGGUCGCGCCGCGCUCGGUCAAGCCGGUCGGACCCAUCCAAGACCAUUGGCUGGUCCCCGCCGGCGUCGACAUGGUGUGCUACUCUUUCCACGUCACCGAACCGAUGCUCGAGAGGCUGCGGCAGCAGGAGCCAGCGGCUCCCGGCGGCAUCUUCGAGCUCAUCUCGGCGCUCCUGUGGCAGACGGUGGCCAAGAUCAGGGCCAACAAGGAGGUGAAGACGGUGACGGUGGUGAAGACCGACAUGGCCGCCUGGAGCGGUUACUCCCUGGCCAACGAGCAAAAUGUCGGGUACGUGGAGGCGGGCUCUCCGCCGGCCAGCACGGACAUGUCCGAGCUGGCUGCGCUGCUGGCCAAGGAUCUGGUCGACGAGACCGCCACGAUGGUCGGGUUCCCGGGGGACGUGGUCAUCUACGGCGCGAACCUAACGUUCGUGGACAUGGAGCAGGUGGACCUGUACGGGCUGGAGAUCAAGGGGCAGAGGCCCGCGCACGUGGAGUACGGCAUGGACGGCGUCGGCCAGGAGGGCGCCGUGCUGGUGCAGCCCGACGCCAGCGGGCUUGGCCGCGUCGUCAUGGUGGUGCUCCCCAAUGAUGACGUCCAGGCCCUCCGAGCUGAGCUCAGGAACACGCCCUUGCUGGCUCGCUGAAACUUGAUCACACUAGUGUAGAACCGGACAAUAGCACCGGUUCGUAAGGCCCUUUAGUGCCGGUUACAUAACCGGCACUAAAGUGUGGUCACUAAAGGCCCUCAGCACGAACCGGUGCUAAAGGGCAACCACGUGGCACGAGCCAGCUCCGGGGCCCGGGAGCCCUUUAGUACCGGUUGGUAA